Lonchura striata (white-rumped munia) is the source of this 1343-nucleotide messenger RNA. RefSeq names its product sirtuin 4 (gene SIRT4). The record is from RefSeq and is a predicted model, not a curated record. Lineage: Eukaryota; Metazoa; Chordata; Aves; Passeriformes; Estrildidae. Gene Ontology annotation, cellular component: mitochondrial matrix. Gene Ontology annotation, molecular function: histone deacetylase activity, NAD-dependent; NAD+ binding.
GGCCGGCCUGUCCUUCCGCGGCCGGGCGGCAGCAGCAUGGGAGCUGAACAUGUUCUCUGCCAGGAAGUGGUCUGGCGUUUUCAGGGCUGUCAGACUGCAUCAUUUCAGAUCCCGUUCUAUAUCCAGAGCCUCUCCAAACCUGACUUUCGUGCCAGCCUGUCUUCCCCCAGAUCCUGCGGAAGUGGAGGAGCUGCAGCACUUUGUUUCUAACUCCAAGAGGCUGUUUGUAAUGACUGGAGCUGGAAUCUCCACAGAGUCAGGGAUCCCCGAUUACCGCUCCGAGGGCGUUGGGCUCUAUGCCAGGACAGACAGACGGCCGGUCCAGCACGCCGAGUUCAUCCGCAGCGCCAGUGCCCGGCAGCGCUACUGGGCAAGGAACUUCGUGGGCUGGCCCCAGUUCUCCUCCCACCAGCCAAACAAGGCACACCUGGUACUGAGAGACUGGGAGAAGCUGGGCAAGCUGCACUGGCUGGUGACCCAGAACGUGGAUGCCCUUCACACCAAAGCUGGGAGCCAGCGCAUGACGGAGCUGCACGGCUGCAUACACAGGGUUUUCUGCUUGGCCUGUGGAGACCGAAUCUUGCGUUCUGAGCUCCAGGAGCACUUUGAAGCUCUGAAUCCUACUUGGAAAGCUGAAGCGUUUGGUGUGGCUCCAGAUGGGGAUGUCUUCCUGACCGACGAGCAGGUGCGCAAUUUCCAAGUCCCAGCCUGCCGUAAAUGUGGUGGAAUCCUGAAGCCAGAUGUGACCUUCUUUGGAGACACAGUAAGCCAGGAAAAAGUCCGUUUUGUACACCAACGCCUGGCAGAAUCGGACUCCAUGCUGGUAGCAGGAUCCUCUAUGCAGGUGUACUCUGGUUACAGGUUUGCUCUUGCUGCUCGGGAAAAGAAGCUGCCAAUUGCAGUCCUUAACAUUGGGCCCACCAGGUUAGAUCACUUUGCAUCCUUAAAGCUGAAUUCCCGCUGUGGAGAGCUGCUGCCUUUGAUUGUUUGCACGUGACCCAACCAGCUCAGCUUCAGUAGCUAUCAGGAUUAAAGUUAUUUUUACAAGGACUGAUCUCAGACAGGGGAAAACUCCAAUCCAAGAGGCAGCUGUGAGACGCAGUGCACAGCCGCUGAGGGCACCAGGAGAGGGCAGCAAGCCUCACACGUGUCAGCCUCACCAGUUCUCUCCACUGAAACCAUCUCCACGUCUCGGGAAACCGAAUGAGGAUGAAAAAAAACUGUUCCUCCUGAAGCUUGGAUAGAGGAGCUGAGAGUAUCUUACAAUGGAUUUUUCUUCUGCUCCUCUUAAAGUGGGGUUGGAGUUACACAAAGCAAAUAAAAGUUACUUCCUAUUUGGCAAA